This is a messenger RNA of Phytophthora sojae, 3219 nucleotides long. RefSeq lists its product as hypothetical. Lineage: Eukaryota; Oomycota; Peronosporomycetes; Peronosporales; Peronosporaceae. The transcript has a single exon. Gene Ontology annotation, molecular function: amine-lyase activity. Gene Ontology annotation, biological process: pyridoxal 5'-phosphate biosynthetic process; pyridoxine biosynthetic process; amino acid metabolic process. The record is from RefSeq and is a predicted model, not a curated record. Bases 33 to 959 code for a protein of 308 amino acids.
GCGAACUCCACGAGCUCCAACCCAAGAACACCAUGGCUCCCCAGACCGCUGCCGGCUCUGCCCCCACCGAAGGCACCUUCACCGUGAAGGCCGGCCUGGCCAAGAUGCUCAAGGGCGGUGUCAUCAUGGACGUGACCAACGCCGAGCAGGCCCGCAUCGCCGAGGAGGCCGGCGCCGUGGCCGUCAUGGCCCUCGAGCGCAUCCCCGCCGACAUCCGCGUGGACGGCGGCGUGGCCCGCAUGAGCGACCCGCAGAUGAUCGCCGAGAUCAAGAAGGCCGUGACGAUCCCCGUCAUGGCCAAGGCCCGCAUCGGCCACUUCGUGGAGGCCCAGAUCCUCGAGGCCACCGAGAUCGACUACAUCGACGAGAGCGAGGUGCUGACCAUGGCCGACGAGGAGAACCACAUCAACAAGCACAAGUUCAAGGUGCCGUUCGUGUGCGGCUGCCGCAACCUGGGCGAGGCCCUGCGCCGUGUCGCCGAGGGUGCCGCUAUGCUGCGCACCAAGGGCGAGGCCGGCACCGGCAACGUCGUGGAGGCUGUGCGCCACGCGCGCUCGGUGCACCGCGAGAUCCGCCGUCUGCAGUCCAUGGACGAGGACGAGCUGUUCGUCGCCGCCAAGGAGAUGCAGGCUCCGUACGAGCUCGUGAAGCAGGUCGCCACCACGGGCAAGCUGCCGGUCGUCAACUUUGCCGCCGGUGGCGUUGCCACCCCCGCUGACGCUGCUCUCAUGAUGCAGCUCGGCAUGGACGGCGUGUUCGUCGGCUCGGGCAUAUUCAAGAGCGGCGACCCGGCCAAGCGUGCUCGCGCCAUGGUGCAGGCCGUGACCCACUUCAACGACGCCAAGAUCCUCAAGGAGAUCUCGACCGACCUCGGCGAGGCUAUGGUGGGCGUGCAGGACCUGAAGGCUGCGUCCGUCAACUUCCGUGACCGUGAGGGCAAGCUCCACGGCGCCUGGUAAAUGCGCCCUGGCACUUGCACUAUUCUACAGUAGGCGGCGGUGAUCCUCUCUGCAGCGGAAUGCGCGCAGGAGUGUCGUGACCAAGUAGCAUACUGCAAGCGUAUCGCUUCGCACUGUCAAUAUAUUGUUAUUGCUCAAGCUAUGUAGUAUCUCUUGUUCCGGGUGCGUUUGGAACGUCAAUAUGUGGUCAUGACGCACUAUUAUUUGCACACGUUGGCCUCGAAAGGCUCGCCGGCAUGUUGAAUUGUGCUUUUGAUAGCUUGGUAAGUCAUGAGCACCGCUCCGAUGCAAAUGGUUGCACCAAUGCACAGGACAAUGAUGGACUGGCGUCCUGUUCGGCGCACGAAGCCAAGGAUCACGACUUGCGAGAUCGCGGUGACGACGAAGGCCAGCGCACAGAGCAACAAGGCCCAAUCCCACGCGAUCAUGUUGAACACGGCAAACUUGGCAGUCGCUGCAGCCGACGAGUAGAGCACCAUGAGCGCCGUGGUCGCUGAAGCAACUUCGGGGACAAUCCCCAUCUCAAUCAUCAGAGGACCAGUGACUAUUCCCCCUCCGACGCCGAACAGACCGGCAAUGAGACCGGCGCCGGCACAAGCUAGUGGGAAGCGAACCACCGUCUCCUUCGUCCAGUGGAUAUCGCCCGCUGCAAACACGUAGUUGACCGACACCUUGCGGCAGUGCUGCUUGAAGAGGUAUAUGGCUGUGCAAACGCCGAAGCCGCAGAUCCACGGGACCUCCAUGAUCAAUAGCAACCAAUACGCAACGCCACCACACGUCACAGCUGCUCCGCCGAUACUUGCCGCUACGAUGCCCAAGUAGCAGAGCAUGAUGACUCCUUGCUUGGCCAGCGAGAAAUGGCGUUCCCGUUCGGUGAUCUCCGCCAGCACCUCGUCGUCCGCCACCAUGCCGGAACCAUCACACUCGUUUGACAAGCUCCCGGAUCCUUUGAGUAGGGAGUCGCGAGCACCAUCGCUGCCCAUUUCGUCCGUCACUUUAUCCUCCGCGCACGAGCUCGGAGAACAUACAGCCACGUAGGCAGCAGCUCGCUGUUCUUCUGUCGAUUCCGUUGCUGGAGUGGGGGCAACUUCCUGCACCUUGCAGCUUUUCAUCUCAGCGCGGUACAUCUUGAUGCCUUUCGACACUGCACGGAAGCCGCCCAACACGAGCACCACGACGAAAAACAGGGAGAGCAAGUAGCUUGGCAACAACUUGGCCAGGAUAGUGCCCACCACGGCACCGCCCAUGACCAGCGGUAUCAUCGCCAACGCCAAGUCCGAGUCGAUCAGUGGGCGAUCCACGGCCGGGUGGCGUUUGCGGAUGUUGAACCAGGCGUUGGCGACAGCUCCACCGACGAUGGCCAGGUUGGACACGGGUGUAGCGCGCUUGAUGUCGAAACCCAUGAUGAGGAUCAUGGCUGGAACGAGGAUGGUUCCGCCGCCUACGCCGCCGGCCGCCGAGACUGCGAGCCCCACUGCGAUGAAGACGAGCGCAAGCGCGUCGUACGUAUCGAAGGUUGAAAUACUUCGCAGCUCCGGAACCCCGCCACUGGAGCUUUUGUCAUCCGAUGAGGCAGAAGAUGUCAACGAGAGCACGGAGAUCAACAGAGCGGUCAAGGCCAAUGCUGCGCAUCGGUAUCCAGCGUGUCUGCCCAUGGGUAGCUCUGCACUAGAGUUUUGACUCUGGUGCGUGGAGCUUGAAUGAGAAUGCCCAUCUAGACGCGAACUUCUCGCACGUGCCAGUGGUUUUGUAGGGUUACCUUGAAUAGAUGGCGGCCUGGACGGUUGUAGUUUUCCGGCGUUGGAGGCUGCGAUCCGAAACUGUCGCGGAGCAGAGGAACGUUCGCUUGGGCGUCGAAUACUUGCCUGCGCCAUCACAGCUGCAUAGAGGCACUCUACUUUGAUCAAGACUUUCAUUAUCUUUGCUAUACCCAACGAAGGUGAACACAACUACUAGUUGCAAAUGUCCGCGGAGAACGGAUCGCCAGCGGUGUCGACCGUGGAUUUAAUGGCCUGGUACGUCAUGAUCACUGCUCCGAUCAACACAGCCGUAGCGAUGCACAGAACGAUGAUGGACUGGCGACCCGUCCUGCGAACGAAGCCCAAAAUCACCACUUGCGAUGCAGAAGUCACCACGAACGCCACCGCACACAGCAGCAGGGCCCAGUCCCAAGCAAUCAUCUUGAACACUGCGAACUUCGCUGUAGCGGCCGCCGACGAGUACAAAAUCAUCAGCGCCGUUGUUGAUGAAGCCACCUCCG